Messenger RNA from Podospora bellae-mahoneyi, 2822 nucleotides. RefSeq lists its product as uncharacterized. Gene Ontology annotation, molecular function: serine-type endopeptidase activity. The transcript is spliced from 5 exons. The record is from RefSeq and is a predicted model, not a curated record. NCBI's taxonomy places the organism in Eukaryota, Fungi, Ascomycota, Sordariomycetes, Sordariales, Podosporaceae. Gene Ontology annotation, biological process: proteolysis. Bases 1203 to 2387 code for a protein of 394 amino acids.
CAAACAACAAAGGGGCUCUCGGCCGAGAUGGCGCCAGAUAUUGCCAUGAACCUUGCUCCCCACCGCCUCUCGAGGCGUUAUCUUGAGCAACACGAUUCUCUGUCCAGGCGGUUCAGCAGUUUCCUAACUGGGAAGGUGACUUUUGUACGUUCCAGAGGGAACAACAACAGGACGAGCAACCGCUUCUCUCCCCAGACCGGAUUCUCCCAUUUUGACAGCUUGGCAGGAUUCAGAUGUGCGUUGAAUCCUUUUACCAUUGUUUCUCAAUAUCUUCCUCCUCAAGGAAGUACUACUUUCUGUUCUUGUUCCCCCCGUGUAACGAUCCCACCCGUCCUUUUGCUGUGGCUCCUACCCAUGAUGUCUUCCCAACUGCCGUCAGCGAAUGGCGCUGCCACACCCGCGCGGCACUCUGCACGGCACGCACACGGGGCAGCCCUGGCACAGCGGCUCAUUCCCGGCCGGACAAUAUUGGGCCCACACAUGGUCCAAAAUUCCCGAUCGAUGGCUGGUCCCGGAGUUCAUCUCUUGGCUUUGACGGGAGCAUAAUGUCAGCAUUAUCAAGCUCGGAAACCUUCCCCUAGUAUUCUCUCGUGAGAUGUAUUUUUCUCCCCUUUGGUUCGCUAUCUGGGAUCAGAUUACAUGCCAAGUUUGGAAGACCAGCAAUGGCAGUCGAGGGAUAUCAUGUGUCUUGAUAUCAUCUUUUGGUUGCUGCGCCAUCCUACCAGACAAUCACAAUGGUACCCUACAAGCAACUCCCUUGACAGCUUGCACCACGAAUUGUCAGGAUCACGCCAGCGCAAGAAAAGAACGACGUUGACACCUGCUUGCUAGACUAGCUCCCGUCUUGGGUAGGUCGUAAGGCGGUUUUGAUCUUGGCCACCCUCUUUUCACCCACAUGGCACCCGCAUUCAGCAUCGUGUCAAAGUUCUAAGCAUGACCUUGUUCCUACCCUACCCAGGUUGAUAUAGGAAAAAGAUGGUGGAGAAGGUCUGACAUCUUGUUCGCGAUGCCCUUUGCGGAAGGUGGUGAUGAUUUCGGGACCAAUAUGUCAACGCCAUCACGGACAGAGAUAAAUAGACAUGUUCAUCUCGCUGUUGUUUUUCUGUUGCAAGAUCACCAUCAUCACUUUCUCUCUCUCCCUCUCUGUGUCCUCGUCCUCCUCACUUGUCUACUCCCGAGUUUAACAAAUAACAGACUUCAACAUGCAGCUCCUCCGGGCCACCACCUGCCUCCUCCUCCCAACCCUGGCGUUGGCCGCUCCUCCUGUCAGGGAGGCACCCCUCCUCACCCCCCGCGGUGCAGCCGCCUCUCAGCUCAUCGACGGGAGCUACAUCGUCAAGCUCAGAGACGGCAGCAGUGAUGCCGUCCUCCAGGGUGCGGUCAAGGGGCUGAGCACCCAGCACCUCUACAAGGCCGGCCGGUUCAAGGGCUUCGCCGCCAAGCUGUCCGCUGCGAAGCUGGCUGCCAUCCGCAGGCUUCCCGAGGUCGAAUUCGUCGAACAAGACGCCGUGGUCCAGGCAUACGACUUCCUCACCCAGGAGGACGUCCCCUGGGGCCUCGCCCGCAUCUCCCACCGCAGCCCAGGCCAGACCUCGUAUGUCUACGAUGAGUCCGCCGGCGAGGGCACCUGCAGCUACAUCAUCGACACGGGCAUCUACGUCAACCACACUCAAUUCACCAACCGCGCCCACUGGCUAGCAAACUUCAUCGACACCGACAACACAGACGGCAACGGCCACGGCACCCACGUAGCCGGCACCAUCGGCGGCAUCACCUACGGCGUGUCCAAAAAAACAAGCCUCUACGCCGUCAAAGUCCUCCGCGCCUCCGGGUCCGGCACCCUCGCCGCCGUCAUCGCGGGCAUCGACUUUGUCGCCGCCGACUUUCCCACCCGGGGCUGCCCCAACGGCGCGACGGCCAACCUGUCCCUCGGCGCGUCGAGGAGCACGGCCGUCAACGCCGCCGCCGCCGCCGCCGUCAGGGCGGGGGUUUUCCUCAGCGUCGCAGCCGGCAACAGCGCCGACGACGCCUUCUUCUACAGCCCAGCGAGCGAGGAGACGGUUUGCACCGUUGGGGCGACGGAUGAGGGGGAUGUGAGGGCUUGGUUUUCGAACUACGGGGAGGGGGUCGACGUUUUUGCGCCCGGGGUCGGGGUGGAGAGCGCGUGGAUUGGGGGGCCGAGCGCAACGAACACCAUUUCGGGAACGUCGAUGGCGGCGCCGCAUGUGGCCGGUUUGGCUUCGUAUCUGCUUGCGCUGCUGGGACCAAAGACGCCGGCGGAGCUGUGCGAGUACAUUAGGGAGACGUCCACCAACGGCACCAUCACGGAUCUACCCACGGGGACCUUCAAUGGGAUUGCGUUCAACGGAAACCCGGGGGCUUUGUAAACGCGCUGGCGAGUGGUGGAUAUCAGGAUGCGAGUUGGCGGACCAUGAUGAGGGGAGGCUGCUGGGUGGGUAUUUUAUGAGAGGCAGGUAGAUACGCGAUGCUCUGAUGUUUUUGUGUUUCCUUUGGAUAGAUUUCCAGUCUCCGAUGCUUUCAUUCCCAGGUUCAUCCGAAUCUGAGCAUGUUGGCUUUUUAUUAGUUGGUUUCUGUAGCGUUGCUCGACAGUCAUUUGGUAAUCAUAGUACUAUCCAUACCCACUUGCAUAUCAUCUCGAAUCAAACACUUUGCAAGCAGUCAAGCUUCAUUGAACAAGGGCUUGCACACGCCCAACCAUUUCCCAGUAGGUACCUGAUAAAGCAAAGACCUAAAACAACAUCAAAGAAACACAAACAGUUUCCUAUCAAAUGCUCAAGGGGUAUUCAUAGCAGCAACCGCGG